Molecule: messenger RNA, 6724 nt
Organism: Mastomys coucha (southern multimammate mouse)
Lineage: Eukaryota; Metazoa; Chordata; Mammalia; Rodentia; Muridae
Gene: Mylk4
Product: myosin light chain kinase family member 4
Exons: 16
Coding region: 336-2411 (691 amino acids)
Biological process (GO): protein phosphorylation; positive regulation of apoptotic process; intracellular signal transduction
Cellular component (GO): nucleus; cytoplasm
Molecular function (GO): ATP binding; protein serine/threonine kinase activity
Source: RefSeq, a predicted model, not a curated record
AACAGCUGAGCAACAUGAGAUCAAGGAGCACAUUAGUUAAAACAGGGGCUCAGUGUGGCAUUUGAGAGGGAAGACACUUCCUCUGGUGGUAGACACUUGUCUUAACAGAUGACUUCUGCCCACCGAGAGUGAAGUCUCUUACCAGAGAGUUCUGUAGUCCUUUUGAAUUCUGCAGAUUCCUGUUAGCUGCUGGAAAGAAUCGUCUACUUGCGGAGUGAGUGGUUCAGACUCCAGGAUGUCCUCCUACAGAUGCAUGGGAGUGUGAAACUCAAAGUGGAGGCAGCAUCGUGGUCCUUUAUUGAGAGCCUGAAGGGACUGAAGUUUGGACUUCUCGGAUGAAAAAAAAGAUCAAAGAAGAGUGCACGUGCAAAUCCCAGAUGCAAAUGAAACUUUUCAGAUGGCAGCCUCCUAUGGUCAUCUCUGUUCAAGGCAGUCAAGAGAAGGGAGUGCUGAGCAGUCAUGAUUGUGUCCUGAUAUACAAAUCCGAGACAGAGGGAGAUGAAAGGCCCACUUCUGACAAUAGCCUGAUCAGGCUCACCAGCAGUAUGCUGAAGGUAAAGAGGUUGGAGGAAAUCAGCUCGUGCCACAGCAGCAACCCGCUGGAGAAGGUGGCCUUUUUUCAGUGCAUGGAGGAGGUGGAGAAGGUGAAAUGCUUCCUGGAAGAGAAUUCGGGUGAUCUGGAUCCACAGUCUGGAGACAGCGAGGCUGAGGAAAAUGUGUGGUCCAACCGUGCACUACAUGAAAGGACAAUUGUCAAAGGAGGAAGGACAUCAGUCCUCACAGAGAGAUCUGACCAGAAAGACCAAUUCUCUUCUGAGAAAGAAAAGAUAACCAAACUCAACCAGAAAAAUGCAGAGAAGACCUCAGAAGUGCAGAGUUGUGUCAUAUGUCAUGUGGAAAGGCGAGAGAAGAUAGGAUUUGUUCAGAGGAGUUCCACAGAGCUAAGAGAGAAUGCAGGUGCAAAAGAGGCACCAUGCGUAGAAAGUCUAGAGAAACAAGAAAGCAACAACCUGGGAGAUAAACAAGACACUGAAGAUAACAAUGGAGCAAAAAAUGGGAUUUCUUCGCAGAAAGAUUCCAUAGGAAUAGAAGCUGAGAACAGGGCUUCAAAGGCUGCAAGAGGGACAGUGCUGGACAAACACUCGACUGAGAGCCAGCACACUGAGGACAGGAAUGGUGGCCCGUCCCAUGAAAGGUGCGUCAGUAAUCUAAAGACCAUUUCUACGUCAGGAAUCCUUGGAAAUUCAGCAUCAGGAUCUACUUUCCAGAAUUCUGAACAGACAGAGUCUACUGGCAGCAGUAAGCGCAGGGUGGCAGAGGAAUGCUUCCUGAGUGAGGACAACAAAAAGAGCAGGAUAGAUGUAGUGAGUACAGGGGAAGAGCCCACGGCUAGGACAGAGGAAACCAGACAAGCCAGGAGCCUGGAUGAUAGACUCCAGGAUGGAAUGACCACUUCUAGAGAGCAAGACCCGGCAAUCCCACUGGAUGAUGUCCCUGCUCCUGCUGCUCCAUUUGAUCAUCGGAUUGUGAUGGCCAAACAUGCUGCAGUUGACAGUCUCUACACCGUGAGCAAAUCUGAGAUCCUAGGAGGGGGGCGUUUUGGCCAGGUACAUAAGUGUGAAGAGAAAGCAACGGGCCUGAAGCUGGCAGCUAAAAUCAUUAAGAUUAGAGGUGCAAAGGACAAGGAGGAUGUGAAGAACGAGAUCAGUGUCAUGAACCAGCUGGACCAUGUGAACCUAAUUCAGCUCUAUGAUGCUUUUGAGUCGAAGCAUGACAUCAUCCUUGUCAUGGAGUAUGUGGAGGGCGGGGAGCUGUUUGACCGAAUCAUUGAUGAAAACUGCAAUUUGACAGAACUGGACACCAUCCUGUUCAUGAAGCAGAUCUGUGAGGGGAUAAGGUAUAUGCACCAGAUGUACAUCCUCCACUUGGAUCUCAAGCCUGAGAACAUCCUGUGUGUGAAUCGGGAUGCUAAGCAAAUAAAGAUUAUUGAUUUUGGAUUGGCCAGAAGAUACAAGCCCAGAGAGAAGCUGAAGGUGAACUUUGGAACCCCAGAAUUUCUUGCCCCUGAAGUUGUGAACUAUGAUUUCGUCUCCUUUCCUACAGAUAUGUGGAGCGUGGGCGUCAUCACAUACAUGCUACUCAGUGGCUUGUCCCCCUUUCUGGGCGAUAAUGAUGCCGAGACGCUGACCAACAUCCUGGCAUGCCGGUGGGAUUUAGAAGAUGAAGAAUUUCAGGAUAUCUCAGAGGAGGCCAAGGAGUUCAUCGCCAAACUCCUGAUUAAGGAGAAGAGUUGGAGAAUAAGUGCCAGCGAAGCUCUCAAGCACCCCUGGUUGUCAGACCACAAGCUCCACUCCAGGCUGAGUGCACAGAAGAACUGCAACUCUGGUGUUCUGAACCUCACGACCAAAUAAUUCAUGGAAGGAGCCUACUUAAAAGGAAAACUGCUGCGGUUGCUGCUGCUUUGAGAAGGCUUUUGGAAAAAUCAGCAGUUCUGGUGCCUUGACCCCUGGGAUGACUGGCAGCCAUAGCAUGGGCAGCCUUGAACUUGAACUUGGAGAGGCUUUGCUGUGCUCAGUGGGUGACCCAGGGCUGCUCCCUAGGGGCGCAGGCAGAUGCCCACAUCCCACUUAGUGUACAGAGGGGAAGAUGUUUCUCUGCCUUCUUGGCUUCUUGUGUUUCAAUGUUUGUUUUUAGUUUGGGAUGUUAGUGGGGCAGCGGGUAUGUUAGCUGUUUCUUGGACUCCCAGAGUGGUGCUUGAGACACGAAAUCUGGAGGAUGCAUUGGAGGAGAGAAAACGACUUCUAGUCCGUGCACUGUGUUUCUCAAGUGGGCAAUUGUAUUGCCAGGAAAAUUCUAAGAUUUGGACCCUUUGAUUUGCAUUUUUUUUGUGGUUUGAAAUAAGGUGAAUUCAAUGGAUUAUUAGCUUGCAGGAACAUAAGGCGUCUAAGGCAAGAUCAGCCAUCAAACAUGGCACUUUCUACAUAUUCUGAACUCUCUCUCAAGUGCAACAGUUUCUACCCAGUAGCUGAUUCCAUGUUCAGAUUCAUGCCCCACCAUUUUACAGAGUGUCUCUUGCUCUGGUCUAAUGUGCAAAUUCAUCCCCAUUAAACACGGUGGUUUGGGGAGGUACAUAUUUGUGGUUACUCUUUAAAAUGACAACCUUCAAAAGACACCCAAUAAGAGCUUCUCUCAAGACCUGGGUGUCACCAGUAGGAGCUAGGUCUGUGCAUUCAGGGGAAAUACGAUGCUCGAUAUCCAGGGUCAGUGUCUAGAAAGUGGCUCCAGCCUCUGGGUAAACUGAAGUACUUAAAAGAUCUUUAAUCCUAGCUACACAAAUUUAAAACCUUGCAAAUUCUCAUAGGAGUCAGUGGUUAUAAGGGUAAGGCAAAACUGAUUUCUGAUUACAAACAUUUUUUUGAGACAAGGUCCUUAUUAUAUAGUUUUGGCUGGCCUGAAAUUUGCUAUGUAGACCAGGCUGGCCUCAAAACUCAUAGAAAUCCAUUUAUAUCUGCUCCAGAGUGCUAAGACUAAAGGCACACAGUACCAUGACUGGCAUUGGUUGCAAAUUUCUUAUUUCCUAGCUCAUGGGCUAUUUGCUGUCAGAUAUUUGAUAAGGAAUGCGAGCACUACCAUAGGUGGAGUUUAGGGAGUAGGAUGGCUUGGGGCAUAGAACGCAAACCAGGGAAAACAUUUCUAUAUGAAGACAAGACUUUGCAAAGCCCCCUGAAAUUUCACUUACAUUCAGACUCUCAUUUCCAAACGGCCAUUGAGUUUAGUUCAGCCAAACAAUUCCCCACACCCCCCCAGUUUUAGCCACAAGUUGAUGUCACAAUUGCAAUGGUAAGAAUAACCAAGUGGCCUUGUCACUGGGGGCCAACUUGAGGCCCUUGACUAAUCACAAACCCUCAUGGCCAUAAGCAUGCCCACCAAUAGCUAACACCUUGCCAUUGCCUUUUCAUGCCUGACUCUGAAGCAAAGGGGAAGUAGGUACCACUUAGUGAAGGCCAGUAUCAUUUCACUGUUGUGUUAUCUGUAAAACUCUGCUUGUUCCAGCCAGUGUUCUUGGGCUGCGACACAGACACACAGACACUGUUCCUUUCUUUUGGCCCAUGCACUCAUCCAAGGUUGGUUUUUAAUAUCCCCUUUAAGCUUAAAAUCUUUCCUUCCUUCCUUUUUUCUUUCUCUCUUUGUUUGUUUGCUUGUUUGUUUCUCUCUCUCUCUCUCUCAAUCUCUCUCUCUCUCUCUUUCUUUCUUUCUCUCUUUCUUCUUCUGCCUCCCCCUCUUCCUUUGUUAAAAAUGAAAAGACACACACAGGCACACACACACACACAGAGACACACAAACAAGCUGGGACAGGUGGAGAAGCUCUGACUCCAAUGUUCUAUUACUAUGCUAAACUUAGCGGAUGCUGUUCACUGAGCAUGGGGGAAAGUAAUGCAAGCCAGUACACACAUUAAUCCUCCUUGACCACAGCAGGCUGGCACUCACUCAAAUGCUAGAUGGGACACAAGGGUCUGGUUGGACACCCUGCAUAGAAGGGCAUUCUCAGUUCUGGGCAUGGACUCUCCCCGAGCCUGGGGAAGAGAUCUUCAGCAAGACAUGCAACUUUUAUUCUAACUCACAUUGCUAUACACCUGGGCUUCCCACACGUGGAAAGGACAGCUUAGGUCACAUACGGGCAUGAGAUCUUGGCCACCUGAAUUUCCAUAAUACCCCACAAUUAGUGGGUGUGUUUGCUUUAGUUUAUGUUUUUCGAGGUUUAGAGAGGAGACUGCUUUGAGAGUGGAUCUUCCAGUGGGCAGUUAAGCUUGCACAUUUGGAUUGGAAGGUGGGCACCCCACUCUAGCAAGAGCGUUUUAUGCACAAGCUGAGGUGAGUUCUGUCACCAAGUUGACGAUUACAGGCUGAGUUACAGUGGUGCAGGAGAUGAUCAGUCUGGCUUUACCUGUCCCCUCACUCCACACCUAUGUGAGGUUGCUCCAAUUAAGAGCCUAUCAUGUCAGCUCUGAUGGUAAAGGUGCUUCACAAAGCUGGGGAAGCAAAGCAGAUGCCAGUUCUGUGACCGUGGCUAUUCUGUGGCUUCUGACGUCCACUUUCCAAGAGGUCAUCAGGAUCUGGGGUGUGGUUUUCUCCUUCACCCUCUUCAUGCACAGGAGGCUUCUCUUAGUUCCACUGAAGCUGCAUGGAGCUGCUGCUUUCUUUAGCUAAGAAACAAAGCACACAGCACGUGUGCUGUUCAGAAAGAAAUAGCCUGAAGAUAGCUGAGAAGGAAGGGGUCCAUGUUCAGAGUUUGGAUGAUAUCAACACUUACCCAAAAACAGUUGAUAUUUAAGAACACGGGGGAAAGAGCUCAUGCUCCCAUUUGCUCCAUAAAAAAAUGGAAUAAAUUUUUCUCUAAGAUAGCUUAGGGCAAAGCUUUACAGGUUAAAUUAGGUAACACAUAUGUCAAGACCCAUGAGUUUAUUUUAUUUUUUUUUUGGUGGCUUUUUGCCCAACUGGUAUUAAUUUAUUUUCUUUCUUUAAAAUGUAAAUAGGCAUGUGUACUUUAGUAUUUUGAAGAACAUGUGAAUAGUUAUGGAAAUUAGCAUAGUCAAUUUUCUUGUUUUGGAAUCAAAAUAUGGAUUUUAUACUAAGGAAAUGAGGGUUACGCUCUUAAUUCAUUCCUUCUUCUCUGCGUGCUCCCUGUCACUCCCUUGCCUGGGCAAGGGGUGCAAUGUGCAUACAUUUUCUUGUUUAGUUUGGGCUCCAGGCCAGCUCACUUGGAAAAUUUAUUUGUAAAAGUAUAAAUAAGGAAGGGCAGGGCCUGUGGGCUGUGGUGGGUAGGCUCAGCCCUGCCAUCCCUGUGGGCCAUGCUGGCUGAAGCUCACUGUUCAGCAUCUCCACAGCUCAGACAAUGUGCUUGUUUUUAAAUUUUUCUUCACUUAUUUCUUUUUCUUAAGUUAGAAUUUAGUCCAUCUUCCUCAUUAUGAUAUUCCUCUAAGAACCAGUCAGCCUGUCUCCCUUUUCCUUCCUUCAUCCUCCUUCCUUUCCUUCCUUCCUUUCUUUCUUCCUACCUUUCCUUAUUCCUUCCUUCCUUUCUUCUUUCUUUCCUACCUUCUCUCUUUUCAUGCUGGGAAUGGACUCCAGGACCUUCCACACACUAAGUACAUGCUAAACCAGUGAGCUGCACAUCAACUCCUCUGUGACCUUUUUGAGAUGAAAAGUUUCUUUCCAAAUGGCAAAGUGCCUUCAGUGACACAAGGAAGUGGGUAGGUGAUUCUGGGUUCAAGAUUCACGCCAUGUCCUUGUGCAACUUGAAGUAUGCAGUUUCUCAAAUUAGAAGUGCUGUACAUAUUUUCUUGUCCCAUUCUGGUGAGCUGUGUUUCUUUAAGUGAUCUUUAUAUAUGGAAGGCUUAAGCACAUUCAAAAGAACAGCAGAUACCUAACGCCUGUGUGGAGAAGUUGGACAUGUGCGCAUUUUGCUGUCACCCUAGCUUACAGAUGUCAGUGUGUCCUUCUGAAGAGGUUCAUUCAUGCAGAUCAGAACUAAAAGUGGAUUGUGUAGUGACUGUCAUGUAUAUUUUUAUUUCUGAAUGUGGUAGGAACAUUUGGCUUUACUUCUUUGCCUUAUGAAGGUGCACUGUAAGUCAUAUAUGUGUAUUAAAGAACUAUCUUAUUUUCUUUGUUCUUAUUUAUCUUUGUUAAUGAUUUAAAUUAUUCAAUAAAGAAGCCUUGGCUAACACAA